CACUUUAUUGACAUUAACGGUUAAGUUUGUAUAAUAAUAUGAAGAAACAUAAGCUAUUCUAUUUUAUUUUUGCAGUUGUAGUAAGUUUGUGUGCUUGUGAUGAUUUUAAAACAGUUGAAGUGAAAUUAAAACAAGGUGAUUUGUCAGGCAAGGAAGAAUUUACAUUUAUUAAAGAGCAAAAGUUUUAUUCAUUUAAGGGCAUACCUUAUGCUGAGCCGCCUAUAGGAGAAUUGAGAUUCAAGCCUCCUGUGUCUCAUCAGGGAUGGGAGAGUAUAUAUGAAGCCCAUACCAACAAGCCAACAUGCUUUCAAUACAGCUCUAGAAUGCGAAUAAGUGAAGAGUUUGGCAUGUCAGGCUCUGAAGACUGUCUUUAUAUCAGCGUUUUCACACCGAAUAUACAAGGAUCAGCGCCUGUUAUAGUCUUUGAUUAUAAUGACAAUUUCGGAACAAGCUUUAACGGUACAGAAACUUAUUCUCCUGAUUUUUUUAUAGAAGAAAAUAUAGUUAUUGUUACCAUAAGCCAUCGACUUGGAUUACUAGGUUACUUAACAACAGAAGAUGAUGUAAUACCGGGAAAUAUAGGAUUGAGAGAUUUUAUACUGGGAUUAAAUUGGGUUCAGGAUAAUAUAAAUAAAUUUGGCGGUGACCCAAACUGUGUGACAUUAAUGGGAAACAGAGGCGGAGCAGUAAUUGGAGAUAUUCUACUUCAUUCACCAAAAGCCAAGAAACUUUUUAGUGGUGUUAUAAUACAAAGUGGAACGGCUUUAGAGCCUUUAUUUUUCAGUGAGCAAUCUCGUGAACGUGCCUUUGCCCUUGGUAAAGAAUUAAACAUUACAGCAAGUGAUAGCGAAACAUUACUUAAAGGACUGCAAAAAAUUGAUGUUGAACUUAUGUAUAGUAAGGAAAGCAAUGUAGUACAUCAUUCAGAUGGGGACUUACUAAAGCACAUAUUUACUUUCUCCCCUAUAAUAGAACAUGAUACUCCAGAUGCAAUUCUUACUAAAUUACCAGAUAAUGGUCAAAUUGCAAACGAUGUCCCUAUUUUGAUUGGUAUGAAUUCGAGAGAAGGACUAGACUUAGCUUCGCAUUACAUACAUGAGCCCAAUUUGAUAACAGAAUUAGCACAAGAUUUUCUAUUUUUAUUUCCUAUAAGAACAGACUACACAUUUAAUAAAAAAAGCGAAGCAUAUAAACAAGCAAUAAAAGAAAUACUAAAUUUUUACUUUGAAGAGGGCUUCUUUUAUUAUGGUAAUAUUUUAGAAUACACAGUAUACGUUGGCGACAUGUUACAAAAUUAUGCUCUCAAUUUAGAAGCUAAAAAACUUUCCGGGAAAAUGCAAUCACCUAUAUAUUACUACAUGUUUGACUUUAGGGGACGGUUGAAUGAAAACAGUGAAUAUAUAUCGAAAUACACGAGAUUUGGCUUAAAGCCUUGGGGAGCGACCAUUACAGAUGAAUUAUGUUACUUGUAUUUGUGUAGUCGAAUCAAAAAAACUUACAAAAACCUCAUAAAUCUAGUGAGUGAACAACCCGAAAUAAAAGUUUUGAAAAAAAUGAUCCGAUUAUGGGCCAAUUUCGCUAAAACAAGGAAUCCUACUCCAUUGGACGAAGAUGACGUUUUGAAGAAUGUUAAAUGGCUGCCAAUAAAUAAGGAGAGUAAUAAUGACACUAAUUAUCUUCAUAUUACGAAAACCUUAAAAAUGAAAGUGAAUCCAUUGGGUGACAGAGAGAAGUUUUGGGACAAUUUCUUAGAAAAGUAUUCUAAGCUAGCUGUCGAUGGAUUAGUUCAGGAUACAAAGAAUCGUGAUGAUCACGAAGAAUUAUAGUUAAUAAAUUAUUUAAACUAUUUUAUUUUCAAAUUAUUAAGGCUUAUUACAUAUAAGGCUUAUUAGCGUAAAAGACACGUGUGAAGUAUGCUAUUGUAAAUUUUUACACAUUUAUUUAUUUUAAAGUUUUACCCUUAUAAUGAAUUAAAAAUUUAGACAAAUAAUAAUAUAACAAAUAGUAUAAAAUAUUUUAAUUGAAUAUACUUAAUUGUACACCACAAUCAUAUAAUAUGGAAAAUGUAUAGGACUAAAAAAAAAUAUGUGUUGUUCAACGGAUGGACUUCUGGCUAAUUACCGAUCUCUUUCUGACAACCCGAUCUAAGAGAGAUUUCAAAAAUAUAAACUUGGUAGGUG
This is a messenger RNA of Nymphalis io (European peacock), 2180 nucleotides long. Its product is annotated as esterase E4-like. Bases 39 to 1826 code for a protein of 595 amino acids. The record is from RefSeq and is a predicted model, not a curated record. The transcript is spliced from 3 exons. NCBI's taxonomy places the organism in Eukaryota, Metazoa, Arthropoda, Insecta, Lepidoptera, Nymphalidae.